UCCUCAUUAUUUGGUUUAACACUAAUAAAAAAUUAAAAAUGGAAGUUCAAUUUGUUGUUUCUGUAAUGUUUGUUAUUGUUGCUUCUUCAUCUUGUUUAUGUGUUAGAUUAACAUCAAAUGAUUUAAGCCACAGCUUCAAUGUUCUUGACUAUGGUGCUGUUGGGAAUGGCAAAAAUGAUGAAUCAAGGGCUUUUAUGGAUGCAUGGAAAGAUGCAUGUAGUGCAAUUUAUGAGAGUUCAACACUUCUCAUACCCAAGGAAAAAACAUUCAUGUUGCAGCCUAUGUGGUUUAUGGGUCCUUGCAAUUCUCCAACUAUUUAUGUAAAGCUUGAGGGGACUAUCAUAGCUCCAAGCACCAUUGAAGCUUGGAAAUGGCCCAAUGAGAAUGAUAGAGGCUCAUGGAUACGUUUCUCAGAGAUAAAUGGGCUAGUUGUUUAUGGAGGUGGACUCAUUGAUGGCAAAGGUGCUCCAUGGUGGGAUUGCUAUUCUAAUGCCAUGUGUGAAAGUGAAAAUCCAACUGCUCUUCAUUUUCACGCAUGUGAAAAUCUAAUUCUAAGGGGAUUAACUCAUAUCAACAGCCCAAGAAAUCAUAUAAGUUUAAACGCAUGUCAUGGCUCACGAAUCUCUAAAUUGCAUAUUAUCGCGCCAAAUGAAAGCCCCAACACUGAUGGAAUUGACAUUGCUGAAUCAACCAACGUCAUCAUUGAGAAUUCAAAGAUGGAAACUGGUGAUGAUUGUAUUGCAAUUAAUCAUGGUUCCACAUCGAUUGAUAUUGUUGGCAUUUUUUGUGGACCUGGCCAUGGCAUAAGUGUUGGGAGCCUAGGAAGAAAUGGAGCUGAAGAAUCAGUGGAAAAGAUUUAUGUGCGAAAUUGCACCUUCAACAAAACAACAAAUGGAGCCAGAAUCAAGACAUGGAUGGUAAAAUUUAUUUUUCUACAUGGUGAUAUAAAGGUUCCUUUUCUGAAUCUCGAGUCUAUUAAAUUCCACGUGAAUAUUAAUCAUCAUUAAAUAGUCGUUGAAACUUCAUAGGUAUAUCAUGGUAACCCAAAAUACAAUAAA
Molecule: messenger RNA, 1058 nt
Organism: Vicia villosa (hairy vetch)
Lineage: Eukaryota; Viridiplantae; Streptophyta; Magnoliopsida; Fabales; Fabaceae
Product: probable polygalacturonase At3g15720
Exons: 6
Coding region: 39-1007 (322 amino acids)
Biological process (GO): carbohydrate metabolic process
Molecular function (GO): polygalacturonase activity
Source: RefSeq, a predicted model, not a curated record